CUUCAGUUUCACUAUUAUUAUUCGUACAUGAAAAUGACUCGGUCGAGGGAAGACCCUCUUAGCCUGACGAGGAGAAGUUUGACGAGGCAAGCUCGUUGGACCAUCUCCCUCUCUCAUUCAAGCAGCCAUUCGAGAAAUUAUCAACACGUUCAUUCCUGAUUAAAGAGAGGGGAGGGAAACCCUUCGCUCGAUCAUCAUCGUCUACCGCAGCUCGCGAAUCUUUGCCGACAUGAACGACCUCUUACCCGGCUCCUUCUCUCGCUCCCGCGACGAUGGCUGCGGCGACUUCCACACCAUCGAGCUGAGCUCCGCCGGCAGGGGUGGGGGCGGCGCGGGCAUCAACCUCGACAAGUUCUUCGAGGAUGCCGAGUCGAUCAAGGACGAGCUCAAGGAGCUGGAGGCCCUCCACCAGCGGCUCCAGUCUUCCCACGAGCAGAGCAAGACGCUGCACAACGCGAGGGCCGUGAAGGACCUGAGGUCCCGCAUGGACUCCGACGUGGCCGCCGCCCUGAAGAAGGCGAAGGUGGUGAAGGUGAGGCUCGAGGCCCUCGAGCGGGCCAACGCCGCGAACCGGAACCUCCCUGGGUGCGGGCCGGGGUCGUCGUCGGACCGGACGAGGACGUCGGUGGUGAACGGGCUGAGGAAGAAGUUGAAGGACAGCAUGGAGGGGUUCAGCAAGCUGAGGGAGAAGAUAUCGUCGGAGUACAAGGAGACGGUGAAGCGGAGGUAUUUCACGGUCACCGGAGAGAACCCGGACGAGAGGACGGUGGAUCUUCUGAUCUCUACUGGUGAGAGCGAGACAUUCUUGCAGAAAGCGAUCCAGGAACAAGGCCGUGGCAGGGUCCUCGACACCAUCCAAGAGAUCCAGGAGAGGCACGACGCGGUGAAGGACAUGGAGAGGAACCUCAAGGAGCUGCACCAGGUCUUCCUGGACAUGGCCGUCCUGGUCCAGUCCCAGGGCGACCAGCUGGACGACAUCGAGAGCCAGGUCGCGAGGGCCAACUCGCUCGUGCACCAGGGGGCCGGGCACCUCCAGGAGGCCCGGUGGUACCAGAAGAACUCCCGCAAGUGGACUUGCUUCGGCAUAACCCUCGUGCUGCUCAUCAUCUUGCUGAUCGUGCUCUUCAUCGUGAAGCCUUGGAACUAGCAGCAGUGCCGCCGCGACACGACGGAGAGGACCACGGGCGUUUGGCCGUCUUUUUUCGGAGUCUUGUUUUGAUUGUUCCUAGCGUGGAGACACAUGUGAAUAUGGCGUGGACGUUGCUUUUGGUUCUGAACAUAGUAAUUCUUUAUGUAUUUUCGCUUAGAUCAAUAAAUCUCACUGGUUAGAACA
Messenger RNA from Syzygium oleosum, 1333 nucleotides. Its product is annotated as syntaxin-121-like. Gene Ontology annotation, molecular function: SNARE binding; SNAP receptor activity. The record is from RefSeq and is a predicted model, not a curated record. The coding region runs from base 230 to 1147 and encodes 305 amino acids. Gene Ontology annotation, biological process: exocytosis; intracellular protein transport; vesicle fusion. Lineage: Eukaryota; Viridiplantae; Streptophyta; Magnoliopsida; Myrtales; Myrtaceae. The transcript is spliced from 2 exons. Gene Ontology annotation, cellular component: SNARE complex; plasma membrane; endomembrane system.